Messenger RNA from Enterobius vermicularis (human pinworm), 138 nucleotides. NCBI's taxonomy places the organism in Eukaryota, Metazoa, Nematoda, Chromadorea, Rhabditida, Oxyuridae. The record is from the annotation of a GenBank genome assembly.
AUGGCAACCCUCACACCCUCCCAGGAACACGCUCAGAAGAAGCGAGACAUUGCUCAAGCCCAGCAAGAAAUCCAGGCUGCUGUGCAACGAGCGUGGCCUUGCUUCUACGAGAAGCCGAUGAAGAAAGAGGUCGGCUCA